Molecule: messenger RNA, 1317 nt
Organism: Brachypodium distachyon (stiff brome)
Lineage: Eukaryota; Viridiplantae; Streptophyta; Magnoliopsida; Poales; Poaceae
Product: F-box protein At4g27050
Exons: 4
Coding region: 1-1317 (438 amino acids)
Molecular function (GO): protein binding
Source: RefSeq, a predicted model, not a curated record
AUGGGACAGAUUGAGACCAAGACGACGACCAUGGAGGAAGAAGACGGGGAGGACAUCAUCAGCCUUCUCCCCGACUGCGUGCUGGGCCACAUCGUGUCCCUCCUCCCGGUGAAGGACGCCGCCUCCACCAUGGCGCUCUCCCGCCGCUGGCGGCACCUCUGGCCGUCGCUGCCGCUCGACCUCGUCGUCUGCGGCCGCUCCCAAGCCCAAGGGCGGCUCAUCUCAGCCGUCCUCUCCUCCCGCUCCCACGGCGCCGUCCCCAUCCGCCGCUUCCACGCCCUCGCGAGGCGGCGCGUCGACGGCAGCCUGGUGAUCCGGUUCGCCGACGGCGGGCCCCGACCGGUGCUCCCACGGGACCUCCUCCAGGCCAGCGCCGGCGCUGCCGCCGCCCUCCGCUGCCUCGACCUCCACCACUGCAUCCUCCACCCCCGCGCCACCGACGACGCGGGCCUGGGGAAGACCUUCUUCCCUUGCCUGGAAACGCUGCGCCUGUCCGGCGUCGUGAUCCCCGAGGCGGCGCUGCACCGCCUGAUCGCCGCCGGCUGCUGCCCGGCGCUGCAGGAGCUGCACCUCGCCUGGAUCUACCAGCUCCGCCGCUUCGCCCCCUGCUCCGCCACGCUCCGGAAGAUCACCAUCCAGCAGAAGUCGGACAUCCCUCCGCUGGAAGAGAUAUCCUUGAAGGGCACCCCUAGUCUCGAAAGCUUAUACCUCUUGCACGCUGAUGUCUGGCGGCUGUAUCCCGCCGUCAUUGACGAAGCUGCCAAGCCACCGCCGUCGGUUGUCCUUCAACUGCCGACGCUCAACUCGAGGUUCUUCAAGGUUAUGCCCAAGAGGUCCAUACCAAUCGUGACAACACUCGUUCUUAACAUCAAGUUCAGUGAUAGCAAUGAGCUGAGGAACGCUGCCCACAUCUUAAGCCUGUUCCCCUCUUUGCAAACUCUUCACAUUUGGUGCUUCAACUUCUUCGUCUCGGAUGAGGAUAAAAAUGCGGCGUCUGGAGGUCAGUGCCAAAUGCCGGCAGCUGGUACCAUUGCCUGCCUCAAUAAGCAUCUGAAAAAUGUGAUAUUGAAAGAGUAUUGUGGGUCUGAAUGGGAGGUGGGAUUUGCAAGGUUCCUUGUGGCUGGAGCAAAAGCUCUCACCACCGUGCAAAUAUCCGUCCAUUCUUCAGCUAACUGGAGUGUCAGCAACCACAAAGAUGUGAUAUGCAGAGGUGGCAAAGCCUCCCCUGAAGCUCAGUUUCAAUUCCAGAAGAGCGAGAACAGCGAAAAAAGUCUGAGAAAAUUUUAUACUUCAGUGCAUAGAGUUCCUAUCGUUUGA